UUUACGCUCCCAGACUCCCGCCACCUCCCUCUCCACUCCCCGACGAUUUAAGAACAGCGUGAAAAAACUAGCCAAGUGGCUUGGGUGGUUUCGCGGGGCCUUAUGGCUGCUUCUGGGACGCUGAGCACUUUCCGCCUUCCGCCGUUGCCCACGAUUCGAGAAAUCAUUAAGUUGUUCAGGCUGCAAGCGGUGAAGCAGCUAUCCCAGAAUUUUCUCCUGGACUUGAGGCUGACAGAUAAAAUUGUAAGGAAAGCUGGCGAUCUGACAAAUGCUUAUGUUUAUGAAGUGGGCCCUGGGCCAGGGGGAAUCACAAGAUCCAUUCUCAAUGCCAAUGUUACUGAACUUCUGGUGGUUGAAAAGGAUAGUCGAUUUAUUCCUGGAUUACAGAUGCUUUCCGAUGCAGCACCUGGAAAACUGAGAAUUGUCCAUGGUGAUGUGUUGACAUAUAAGAUAGAAAGGGCUUUUCCAGAAAGUCUUAAAAGACAGUGGGAAGAUGAUCCUCCAAAUGUACAUAUUAUUGGAAAUCUGCCUUUUAGCGUAUCAACUCCACUGAUUAUCAAGUGGCUUGAAAAUGUUUCUUGUAAGGAUGGACCUUUUGUUUAUGGCAGAACCCAGAUGACAUUGACUUUCCAAAAGGAAGUGGCAGAGAGACUUACAGCCAGUACAGGAAGCAAACAGCGCAGUCGCCUUUCUGUUAUGGCCCAGUACCUCUGCAACGUUCAGCACAUCUUGACCAUUCCGGGUCGGGCUUUUGUCCCUAAACCAGAGGUGGACGUGGGCGUGGUGCACUUCACGCCCCUGACACGGCCCAGGAUAGAGCAGCCAUUCAAGCUGGUGGAGAGAGUCGUGCAGAACGCAUUUCAGUUCCGAAGGAAAUACUGCUAUCGAGGCCUGGGGAUGUUAUUCCCUGAAGUUCAGCGCGUGGAAAGCACUGAGAAACUGUUAGAGUUGGCGGACGUGGACCCUACCCUUCGACCCAGCCAGCUCUCUGUCUCCCAUUUUAAGAGCCUCUGUGAUGUGUACCGGAAAAUGUGUGAUGAAGACCCACACCUCUUUACUUAUAAUUUCAGAGAAGAACUCAAGCAAAAUAAAAGCAAAAAUCAGGAAAGAGAGAACGACAAGGAGAGAUCCCGACGAUAGCUGCCGCUUCAGUGGCAAGCAGCUUUGCGGAUGUUGGUUUUCCCAAAGUUGAGCUGCUCAGAGGUACACUCUUUGGUCCACUUUGGAAGGACAAUAAAAAUACGAUGACCA
Molecule: messenger RNA, 1251 nt
Organism: Herpailurus yagouaroundi (jaguarundi)
Lineage: Eukaryota; Metazoa; Chordata; Mammalia; Carnivora; Felidae
Gene: TFB1M
Product: transcription factor B1, mitochondrial
Exons: 7
Coding region: 103-1140 (345 amino acids)
Biological process (GO): rRNA methylation; transcription initiation at mitochondrial promoter
Cellular component (GO): mitochondrial matrix
Molecular function (GO): rRNA (adenine-N6,N6-)-dimethyltransferase activity; mitochondrial transcription factor activity
Source: RefSeq, a predicted model, not a curated record